AUGCUCAUAGGAAGCGAACCAGGAAAUCCCCAAAACACGCAUAGAGGAGACCACCGGAAACCAAGACCCCACCCACAGAAGGCAAGAGGACCACGCACCAAUACCCAUAAGACCGGACUUCUCUCGAUUGACCCGGGCCCCAGUGGCCAACUCAAACCUCUCAACCACAAACUGGAGAGCCUCAACAGAAUCCUCAGAGGCCAUGAACAGGAUCUUAUAGUCCAUAUUCAGCAUAGUAAUGGGCCUCCAGUGCGAGAAGAACCGCAAAUCACCCGGCUUCGAGAGGAGCCGCACAAUCCCAACGCACUGAGACAUAGGCAGAACGCACCCCCAAAGACAAGUCUGGACCACGUCCAGAAGAACAUCCCCCAACACAUUCCAAAAUGCAACGCGCCCCAGUGCUCCCACCAACCGGAACAGGGGCAGAGGCCCCCCGACGUGCAUCCUUCGAUAACACCACUACCAGGUCGUGAUCACCCGGGGCAACCGCCCACUGAAAGGAGCCAUCAGCAGGAGGCACAGCGUCCAACACAGAAGGCACCACAGAAGACAACACAGCGACGUCCACAGCCUCAUCAUCCAUCGCAUCCCACUCCUCAGCCCACGUCCGGCGAGGCGACGCACCCCGAGCCCACGACGGCACUUAAAAAGAGGCCGCUGAUCGUCGGAACUGUCACCCUCAGCAAGGGUGCCCCAGAAGAACCAGCGGCAGGCGGCCUCAAAGCCGGGGCAGCAUGA
Messenger RNA from Procambarus clarkii (red swamp crayfish), 738 nucleotides. Lineage: Eukaryota; Metazoa; Arthropoda; Malacostraca; Decapoda; Cambaridae. The record is from RefSeq and is a predicted model, not a curated record.